Messenger RNA from Sinocyclocheilus grahami, 711 nucleotides. RefSeq names its product serum response factor-like. The transcript is spliced from 6 exons. The coding region runs from base 1 to 711 and encodes 236 amino acids. The record is from RefSeq and is a predicted model, not a curated record. Lineage: Eukaryota; Metazoa; Chordata; Actinopteri; Cypriniformes; Cyprinidae. Gene Ontology annotation, molecular function: protein dimerization activity; DNA binding.
AUGGAUUGGAAGGAGAGAGCUGCUGGUAGUCUUCCCGUGGAAAGGGAAUUCUUCCAUUCAUUACGGUUUGAGAAAGCGUACGAGCCAUUCACGCUCACGGGAACUCAGGUCCUGCUGCUGGUGGCCAGCGAGACAGGGCACGUCUACACGUUCGCCACGCGUAAGCUGCAGCCCAUGAUCACCAGCGAGACGGGCAAAGCUCUGAUCCAAACCUGCCUGAACUCCCCGGACUCUCCGCCGCGCUCCGACCCGUCCACGGACCAGCGCAUGAGUGCCACGGGCUUCGAGGAGACCGACCUCACAUACCAGGUGUCCGAAUCCGAGAGUCUGGGAGAAACCAAGGACGCUCUGAAGCCGGUGUUCACUGUGGCCAGCGUCGCCAGCAGCAGCACUCCACCCACCGUCAGCGGGAACGGAGCCAACGGCACACUGCUGAAGAGCGCAGGACUCAUGCAGCUGCCCGCAGGAUUCACCUUCAUGUCAGGCUCUCCGUUUGCUCCCGGGACUCCUGCAAUUUCUCUCGGUCAGAGCAUCACAGCGUCCUCGUCACCGCAGGGUCAGCAGGCCGUGUUCCGUCUGCCGGCCGCCGUCUCGCUCACCGGUGGAGCGAUGCCGCAGCAGCUCCAGUCCAGCUCCAUCAGCACCAGCUCCAGCAGUCCGGAGAUCUCUCAGAGCAGCACAGCCUCCACAGAUUUGCAGAAGUGUUUUUGA